Messenger RNA from Salarias fasciatus (jewelled blenny), 512 nucleotides. Its product is annotated as ras-like GTP-binding protein RHO. The transcript has 3 exons. Gene Ontology annotation, molecular function: GTPase activity; GTP binding. The record is from RefSeq and is a predicted model, not a curated record. Lineage: Eukaryota; Metazoa; Chordata; Actinopteri; Blenniiformes; Blenniidae. Gene Ontology annotation, biological process: small GTPase-mediated signal transduction. The coding region runs from base 84 to 419 and encodes 111 amino acids.
GAGUUGGCUCUGUGGGACACAGCGGGCCAGGAGGACUACGACAGGCUGAGGCCUCUCUCCUACCCCGACACCGACGUCAUCUCAUGUGCUUCUCCAUCGACAGCCCCGACAGUUUAGAAAACAUCCCUGAGAAGUGGACGCCCGAGGUGAAACACUUCUGUCCCAAUGUUCCCAUCAUUCUGGUGGGAAACAAGAAGGACCUGAGGAACGAUGAGCACACGCGACGAGAGCUGGCCAAGAUGAAGCAGGACCCUGUGAGGGCAGAAGAGGGCAGAUCCAUGGCGGAGAAGGUCAGCGCGUACUCCUACCUGGAGUGCUCCGCCAAGACGAAGGAGGGCGUGAGGGAAGUGUUCGAGAUGGCCACCAGAGCGGCUCUGCAGACAAAGAAGAAGAAGAAGGGCAGCUGCACGCUGCUGUGAUCAGUCCAGACGCUGCAAAAUCAUUUAACCAACAGGAGGGGGAAAAGAAAAAAAAAAAAAAUCCAACGUGAAAAGAAUGACCUGUUACCAAAU